AAAAUUAUAAUAUAAGUGGUUUUUUAUUGCUACUCAAGGAUUGAUUAGUGAUAAUAAUUAAGUUUCAGUUGCUUUUUUAUUUUCCGAAAAUAUUGAUACAGGAAAAAUAUCUAAUACUUACAUUGAUCAGCAACCUACCGUCAAGACAAAUAUACCUAUUAAUAAUUUAGUUUUAUAAAAACUGCAAUUAUUUGUGGGCCAUUAAUUACAUUACGAAAGAUGCAGUUAUCUUUGGAUCCAAGACGAGCAGAUCGGGAGCGUCACUACAAACCACCACCACCUACCUCUGCACCAGCUGAAGAUCUUACUACAGAUUAUAUGAACAUACUUGGUAUGGUAUUCUCAAUGUGUGGACUCAUGAUGCGGUUAAAGUGGUGUGCUUGGGCUGCCGUGUUUUGUUCCAGCGUAAGUUUUGCCAAUUCCCGGAUCACCGAUGAUACUAAACAGAUCAUCAGCUCUUUCAUGUUAUCUGUAUCAGCAGUUGUUAUGUCUUAUUUACAAAAUCCAGCUCCCAUGUCACCUCCAUGGGCCUCACUUAUAUCAUAGCCUAAUUGUGGUUAUGACUUUUUACUUUUAUGUUAUUAACUUAUUUGUUUAUUUGAAUAAAGAGUUUAUAGUCCAAUUCAACUUUAUUAAAAUGUUUAAAAUGUUAAUUUUGGAGAGCAUGUCAUUAAAAAUCUUAAACUGA
Messenger RNA from Pieris rapae (cabbage white), 688 nucleotides. Its product is annotated as protein Asterix. The record is from RefSeq and is a predicted model, not a curated record. The coding region runs from base 220 to 546 and encodes 108 amino acids. The transcript is spliced from 4 exons. Gene Ontology annotation, molecular function: protein folding chaperone. Lineage: Eukaryota; Metazoa; Arthropoda; Insecta; Lepidoptera; Pieridae. Gene Ontology annotation, cellular component: endoplasmic reticulum membrane. Gene Ontology annotation, biological process: protein insertion into ER membrane.